Ziziphus jujuba (common jujube) is the source of this 4879-nucleotide messenger RNA. Its product is annotated as disease resistance protein LAZ5-like. The record is from RefSeq and is a predicted model, not a curated record. Bases 1357 to 3462 code for a protein of 701 amino acids. Lineage: Eukaryota; Viridiplantae; Streptophyta; Magnoliopsida; Rosales; Rhamnaceae. The transcript is spliced from 7 exons. Gene Ontology annotation, biological process: defense response.
GGAGAAGAGUGUUUAAUAGAUUAUAUUUUUCUUUGAACAAAGUAUUACAGUGCUAUCUUAUUUUGAUCAUCUUUCUUUACCUUCUUCACUGAGGAGAGAGUUUCUUGUCUGAAAUUUCUGACCGUUAUGUUGUGAACAUGGCUUCUACUUCUUUUUCUUCGGCAAACCGCCUUUGCAAACAAUUCGACGUGUUUCUGAAUUUCAGAGGUGAGGACACCCGUGGAUUUACUAACAACCUUUGUGAUGCAAAGGUUAUCUUUACUUUCAUGGAUGAUUAUGAAAUUGAGCGAGGCGAUGAAAUUUCUCCGGCACUUCGCAAAGCUAUCGAGGAAUCCAAGAUUUCGGUAGUCGUUUUUUCAGAAAACUAUGAUGCUUCCUCCACAUGGUGUUUGAAUGAACUGGUGCAUAUACUUGAAUGCAAGAAAAACAAUGGGCAGACUGUUAUGCCAGUCUUUUAUGGCAUAGAUCCAUCGGUUGUACAAAAGCAGAAUGGGAGUUAUGGAAUUGCAUUUAAUAAACUUGAAGAACGUUUCAGAGACAGAAUAGAGAAGGUGCACCAAUGGAGGGCUGCUUUAACAGAAGUUUCUAAUCUACGUGGGUGGGAUUCAAAGAAUUACUGGCCUGAGUGUAAGUUAGUUCAAAAAGUUGUUGAAGAUAUUUUAAAAGAAUUGCCUAAAUAUCGAUCAUCAUUUGAGCAUUCAAAGAAGUUGCUUUUUGGAAUUGAAAAAAAUAUUAAGGAAGUUGAAUCACGAUUAUCCAUUGGCCCAAAAGAUGUUCGCAUUAUAGGUAUUUGGGGAAUGGGGGGAAUCGGUAAAACCACCCUUGCUACCAUUGUAUUUGAAAGACUAUCUGAUGAGUUCGAAGGUUGCUGCUUUCUUCCGAAUGUCAGAGAACAACAGGCAAGACAUGGAUUAGAUCAUUUGAGAAGGAAACUUCUAUCUAAUUUACUAGAUGAUGAAGAUAUUUUAAGGAUGGAUACCCUAGUUGGAGCAUCAUCUUUUAUUCUUCACAGGCUUCGACGUAAAAAGGUGCUCAUUGUUCUAGAUGAUGUGGAUAGUUCUAUCCUAUUAGAUGCUUUAGUUCGAGAAAAUCACCAACUUGCUCCUGGAAGCAGAAUCAUUGUUACAUCUAGAAAUAGACAAGUGCUUAAGGGAGUAUCCGAUGAUAUUUACAAGGUUCAGAGGUUAAAUUCCUUUGAAUCUUUUCACCUCUUCUGUUUGCAUGCUUUUAAGUCUGAUCCUCCGGCAAUUGAUGAUCAAAAAAUGAUAUCAGAAGUGAUAAAAAGGGAAAAGAUUUUCAAACCCAGAUAUUCAAGAUGUGUUGAGAAUCAGUUAUGAGCAACUAGAUGAUAAAGGGAUGAAGGAUACAUUUCUAGACAUUGCUUGCAUCUUUGAUUCAUCUUUUGCUAGAGAUUAUGCAGAAAGCAUAUUAGUUGAUAAUCCUUAUGUGAAAAUAGAUAUUACUGGUCUACUUGAUAAGUCUUUAAUUGAAAAUAGUGAAGUUCUUAAGGACAAUGAGCUAUUGAUGAAUGAUUUGAUACGUCAAAUGGGUCGGCAAAUUGCUCGUGAUGAAGAUGAACAACCUGGUAAUCGUUGCAGGUUGUGUGAUGCCAAGGAUGCUUGCUACGUACUGGAAAAUAAAACGGGCACUGCUGCAAUUGAAGUUAUAUCAUUCAACAUGUCUGAAAUCACACAAAAUGUAAGAGUGUGCCAUUCAGCCUUCUCAAAUAUGUGCAACCUACGAAUUCUCAAAGUUUAUUGUGACAAUAUUGGUGGCUAUGGGUUUAAGGUGUCCAUUCCUAAUGGUCUUGAUUCUUAUCUUUCUAAUAAGCUAAGAUAUUUUCGGUGGGAUUUAUAUCCUUCGAAAUCAUUGCCAUCAAAAUUUAAUCCAGAGAAUCUUGUUGAACUUGCACUUCGUGGCAGCCAUCUUGAAAACCUUUGGAAUUAUAAAGUUCAGUCUCUCCCAAUGUUAAGAAGGAUUGAUCUGAGUUAUUCCAAGUUUCUCACUCAACUACCAGAUUUGUCACGGAGUCCGAAUCUGGAAAGAUUAAAUCUUGAAGGCUGUACAAGCUUGGUUGAGGUUCUUUCACCAAUUCAAAAUCUUGACAAGCUUGCUUAUCUAAAUUUGAAUGGUUGCACCAAACUUAAAAAUUUGAAAGAUACAUCAAGGAGCACAGGUUACUUGGAUUUUAUUCUGCAUGGAGGCAUUAAAAAUCUUUUGAAAAACAUUUGUCAGCCGAGUCUCACAUUUCAGGCCCACAUUCCUCAAAAGUUCCAAGUGAAUUUAACAUGUUUAAUUUUGAGUGGGACAGCAAUAGAAGAAGCGGACCCAUCAAUUGGGUAUCUCCCAGGUCUUGUUCAAUUAGAUAUGAGUUAUUGCACCAGACUUAAAAGUCUUCCAACCAGCAUUUGUAAUUUGAAAUCUCUUGAGAUGUUAAGCCUCGCCUUCUGUUCAAAACUUGAAAAAUUGCCUCCCCUUCCAUCUACUCUGCUCCACUUGGGGCUAUACUGUUGUGAAAGCUUGAAAUCUUUAUCAGAGCUUCCAUCAUUAUGCUUUAGUCUGUCUGCAAAUUACUGCAAGACACUGGAGAAAAUAUCGACUUGGAGGGCUCCACUAUUACACAAUAUGAAAAUCAUUAACUUUAAUUUUUUCUGUGGACAUAUUGACUUUUAUGGUUGUGAAAAAUUGGAUCAGAAUACACGCAACAGCAUACUCGUCGAUCGUGCCGUACUUAAAAUUCUGUUCCGUAUGAAGUUUGGGAUGACUGGCCCAAAUUCUCAUGAUUUUCGAUAUCCAGGAGAUGAAAUUCCAAAGUGGUUUAACUAUCAAACUUGUGGGACUUCAAUCAAAAUUAUGCUUUGCCCAAAUUGGAAUAAUGCCAACUUCUUGGGUUUGGCUUUCUGCAUUGUUCUUGAUCAAAAUAAAACUGACCCUAAUAUAUCUCUUUGUAUCGAUUGCAAACUCAAUUUCAGAACCAUGGAUGAUGAUCAUCUGCAUGAAUAUCAUGAUUCUAGGGCUCUUCUGGAGAGGAAGGUUAGUUCAGAUCACCUGCUCAUGUGGUACGUUGCAAAACUCGCUUUGCAAAGAUCAGAAAAAAUGGUUGGACUAAAUUGGCCAUCUACUUGUAGAACUGAGGCUUCUUUCCAUGUCUUGCCUUGCUACUAUGAUUGCAGAGCAUUGAGAUAUGUCAAAAACUUGGGAAGUGAGUAUGGCCAGAUUAAGAAGUUUGGUAUUCGGUUUGUAUAUAUGGCAGAUACAGAGAGGUUUGAUGCAGAAACUAAAAGUGGAAAUAUAAGACACUAUGAUGAAUAUUGUGAAUCAAGUGGAAGUGAAGCUAAAAGAAAAAAUAAGAGCUACUUUGAUGAAUAUUGUGGCUUUCAUGGUGAAGAAGAUGUUGAAUGGCAUCCUACCGUUAAAUCUAAGAGACUGAAGGUUAUCCUACCAUUAAAUCUAAGAGACUGAAGGUUUAAGUAUGUCACUGUUUGCAAGUUGCAGAACAAUUGGAUGCUCACAAACCAAAGAAUACAACAAUUCCACGAUGCAGCUAAGAGAGAUGCUUUAGCGAUGGAAUAUGAUCAUGAAACCAGUUAAUCUAAAGUUGUUAGCUCUGAUGAAUGAGGAAGAAAAUCCCAAUGCUAAUUCAAAGACAACGAAGCAUAUUCUGUGAUUGCUUUAGGAAGGUACUGUGUGACCUAUGCAGACAAUCCUUAGCUUCAGAUGAAUGGUCUUGUAUCUUGGAAAGGUUCUCUGUUCCUCUUCCGAAGAAUCAUCUGUCAGUCGCACAAAAGACCUUUUCUUUGUAAAAUAUGGUGGGGGACACUUUAUAUCUUGACUCAUUUCACUUUGACUGGUUUUUUUAAUGGUUGUGAAAGCAUGGAAUGUUUUUGGUUUUUGAAGCAAAUGGAUUCUAAUAUUUGGUAAGCAAGUUUUGUGGCUUCAUUUUCAAGUUUUUCUUAUGUGCCAAAUAAAAAGUUAAAGUAUUUUUUUUCCAUAGCAAUAGCGAGGUGCGGUGCUUAUGGUCAUUUCUGGGGAAGUUAAGCUGUAUUUGUUCUACAACUUUUGUUACUAAUAGUACCAAAUAAGCAGAAGUAGGAAAAACUAUAAUCUUAUCUGUGAUUCAUGUCUAUAUAUUACCUGAUUUAGUAAUAGAUUGCUAUGUUGCAUUUUAUUAGUAAUGGGCUCCAACAAAGCUUUUGUUGUAGUUGGUUGAUAUGGGUCUCUCAUCUGGAAGCUAUGUCGCUGUCUUUAAUUAUUAUUAUGUAUGAAUCCACCAAGUGUUUUUCUAUAUAUAGUUUUUACAGGUUUUAACUAAUGCUUGACAGAGAUUCAAAUCUAAAGCAUGACACUGAAUAUGGAGUGAGUGGCCCUAUCCUAUAGGCUUUUAAACUUCCCUUAAUCUUUCAGAUUGUGGGAUUUUGUUAUUCCUUGUUUUCCUUCUUGUUUCUUUUAUAUCUAGAAGUUCUCAGUUUCCCAAGGAAAGAAUGCGUUAGAUAACAGGCCCCUUAAUAAACGCCAAGUUCAUUAUUACAAGAUCUUCAAAAAGGCCUCAGAUUCUUCAAAAUUUGCCUGGGAAACAUGCUAUAACGAUGAGGACAUUUAAGCAACAAUCUCCAGCCUCAGCAUAUUCAACAUUUCAUUAGCUUUCCUUUUUUACCAAUUAAACAGAAAUCAUCCCAAGAGAAAGGUCUUGAGACAAAAAUGCAGAUCAUCAACACCCUGAAAAAUCAUAUCUAUGAUCUAGUUUGAAUCUUGAUCAGUAAGUUAAUAUGAUUUGAAUUGUUUGACUUCGAUCAUAACUUUUAAUUCAGUUUCUCUAGUCCAUUACUUGAUCUGUUUUGGAGUAUCCGGCUGUUGGAAAAUCAGAGAACGAAACUAAGAA